AGGAGCCUCUGUGCACUGGCAGGCUGCUGUGCAGUCCACGAGGAAGGCUUCGGUCGACAGGACAGGCGUGCAGACUUCAGGAGGGACCCUGGGCAGCAGACAUUCCCUGGAAGGGCAGGUUGCAUUGCAUGGUUGGCUCAUGGAGGCAGCAGAGGUGGCCUCAGCCAGGCCUGGGCAGCAUCAGCCCCCGGCAGCAGCAAGACGCUGGCUGUUCCACCUGCCCACAAGAACAGCCACCACCAGUACCCAGGGGAUGACUAGCGGCCGGACCACAGGCCACAAAAAGAAGAAGGCUACCCCACUUACAGAUGCAGACCAUGUGGGGCUCCGGAGAACUGCUUGUAGCAUGGUUUCUAGUGUUGGCAGCAGAUGGUACUACUGAGCAUGUCUACAGACCCAGCCGUAGAGUGUGUACUGUGGGGAUUUCCGGAGGUUCCAUCUCGGAGACCUUUGUGCAGCGUGUAUACCAGCCUUACCUCACCACUUGCGACGGACACAGAGCCUGCAGCACCUACCGAACCAUCUACCGGACUGCCUAUCGCCGUAGCCCUGGGGUGACUCCCGCAAGGCCUCGCUAUGCUUGCUGCCCUGGUUGGAAGAGGACCAGUGGGCUCCCUGGGGCUUGUGGAGCAGCAAUAUGCCAGCCUCCAUGUGGGAAUGGAGGGAGUUGCAUCCGCCCAGGACACUGCCGCUGCCCUGUGGGAUGGCAGGGAGAUACUUGCCAGACAGAUGUUGAUGAAUGCAGUACAGGAGAGGCCAGUUGUCCCCAGCGCUGUGUCAAUACUGUGGGAAGUUACUGGUGCCAGGGAUGGGAGGGACAAAGCCCAUCUGCAGAUGGGACGCGCUGCCUGUCUAAGGAGGGGCCCUCCCCGGUGGCCCCAAACCCCACAGCAGGAGUGGACAGCAUGGCGAGAGAGGAGGUGUACAGGCUGCAGGCUCGGGUUGAUGUGCUAGAACAGAAACUGCAGUUGGUGCUGGCCCCACUGCACAGCCUGGCCUCUCGGUCCACAGAGCAUGGGCUACAAGAUCCUGGCAGCCUGCUGGCCCAUUCCUUCCAGCAGCUGGACCGAAUUGAUUCACUGAGUGAGCAGGUGUCCUUCUUGGAGGAACAUCUGGGGUCCUGCUCCUGCAAAAAAGAUCUGUGAUAACCUCUCACCACCCAGGCUGGAUAGAGCAGUCAUCCCUAGAUCCCUUGUAGCCAGAGUUCAGGCGCUGUCUGGUGGUGCCUAUGAGCAGAAGGCCCUGCCUCAUUGUCCCUCUUUCUUAGGAGGUUCCUAGGACUUGGGCAUGGGGAGUGGGGUCUUGUGUGACUCUUCAGUGGGGCUCCCUGUCUAAGUGGUAAGGUGGGGAUUGUCUCCAUCUUUGUCAUAAUAAAGCUGAGACUUGA
Molecule: messenger RNA, 1387 nt
Organism: Mus musculus (house mouse)
Lineage: Eukaryota; Metazoa; Chordata; Mammalia; Rodentia; Muridae
Gene: Egfl7
Product: EGF-like domain 7
Exons: 10
Coding region: 318-1145 (275 amino acids)
Cellular component (GO): extracellular region
Molecular function (GO): calcium ion binding
Source: RefSeq, marked validated